GCGAGUGGAGAGUGAGGCUGGCGCGUCGGCUUCUCCCAAGCGGGAGUCGGUGUGUGAGGAGCCCAGUCCGUAGCCGGGCCGGGCCUGUGUGGACCUCCACCGGCCGCAGGGCCGCGCCGGGCGGCCGUCGCCUCGUCCCGGUUCUCCGCGGAGGCGCGCGCGGCCGGGCGGGGAUCCAGGCCUCAGCCGGCGCCAGGGCCUCCGGGGCCCUGCGGGGCUCAGCAUGCCCGGGGUGAAGCUCACCACCCAGGCUUACUGCAAGAUGGUGCUGCACGGCGCCAAGUACCCCCACUGCGCCGUCAACGGACUGCUGGUGGCCGAGAAGCAGAAACCGCGCAAGGAGCACCUGCCCCUGGGCGGCCCGGGCGCCCACCACACCCUCUUCGUGGACUGUAUCCCCCUUUUCCACGGCACCCUGGCCCUCGCCCCCAUGCUGGAGGUGGCCCUUACCCUGAUUGAUUCAUGGUGCAAAGAUAAUAGCUACGUGAUUGCUGGUUAUUAUCAAGCUAAUGAACGAGUCAAGGACGCCAGUCCAAACCAGGUCGCAGAAAAGGUGGCCUCCAGAAUCGCCGAGGGCUUCAGCGAUACGGCUCUCAUCAUGGUAGACAACGCUAAGUUUACGAUGGACUGCGUGGUGCCUACGAUCCAUGUGUACGAACACCAUGAAAACCGAUGGCGGUGCAGGGACCCACACUAUGAUUACUGUGAAGACUGGCCAGAGGCCCAGAGGAUCUCAGCAUCACUCCUGGACAGCCGGUCCUACGAAACACUUGUGGAUUUCGAUAACCACCUGGAUGACAUUCGGAAUGACUGGACAAACCCAGAGAUCAAUAAAGCUGUUCUGCAUCUGUGCUAGGGAGAGGUUUUAGUGACUGGUCUCUGGGCGUUUCCACUACGCUGAAGAAGAAAGCUAUUUUUAAAUGUAAAUAAGAUCGCGUAGCCUGCGUGGAAAGCGGACAGUUAGCAGAGGUGGUUGUGCCCUGAUAGGGCAGAGUGUCCCUCACCGUCUUUUUAAUGCAGAGUCUCUAGAAGAGGUGCACACUGUCCCACCUUACCAUUCCUGUGGGGUCCUUCCCAGUUACAUGUUGCUCUAAUCCUCCAAAUCAAAGCUGUUUCUGCUUGUCCAAGAUUGUUCCUAUUAAACAGUUUUAACUAACCUUU
Messenger RNA from Zalophus californianus (California sea lion), 1161 nucleotides. RefSeq names its product ER membrane protein complex subunit 8 (gene EMC8). The transcript has 5 exons. Gene Ontology annotation, cellular component: EMC complex. The record is from RefSeq and is a predicted model, not a curated record. The coding region runs from base 224 to 856 and encodes 210 amino acids. Lineage: Eukaryota; Metazoa; Chordata; Mammalia; Carnivora; Otariidae.